Messenger RNA from Toxorhynchites rutilus septentrionalis, 4330 nucleotides. RefSeq lists its product as uncharacterized. The transcript has 2 exons. The record is from RefSeq and is a predicted model, not a curated record. Gene Ontology annotation, molecular function: nucleic acid binding; zinc ion binding; aspartic-type endopeptidase activity. The coding region runs from base 221 to 4330 and encodes 1369 amino acids. Gene Ontology annotation, biological process: proteolysis; DNA integration. Lineage: Eukaryota; Metazoa; Arthropoda; Insecta; Diptera; Culicidae.
ACUACCUAUGACACAUAUACCUUGAAUAAAGGAUGAGAGCUCAGUUCUAUUUUGACCACGAUCACGUGUAUACGUUACUUGGAGAUACACAUCCGAAUUCCCAGGCAAACGUUACAUUUGGCGACGAGGGUAAAUUCUCGUAGUAAUUAACGUACUGAGUUUGGAAAAAGUCAACUGUGCAAAUUGAGAUUGAGCGGAAAGUGCAGUAUUAACGUAGAAAAUGGAUUCGUUCAGAUCAGUUAAGCCGUUUGAUGCAAAAGUUGACCAGUCGCAGUUGGCCUCAGAGUGGAGAAAAUGGAAACGUAGUCUGGAAUAUUAUUUGGAGGCAAGCAACAUCACGGGGCAGCGAGAAAAACGUAACCAGCUUUUGCAUUUGGGAGGAGUUGAUCUUCAAGACAUUUUCCACAAUCUCCCUGGAGUGAAUGAUGUUCCCCAUGUGACCAUUGAUCCACCGUACUACGACGUAGCCGUAGAGAAACUUGAUGAUCAUUUCCAACCGACUCGUAGACGAACCUACGAACGUCAUAUUUUCCGGCAAAUUACUCAACAGCAUGGGGAACGUUUUAAUGAUUUCGUGAUGAGAUUGAGAACGCAGGCCAACCGUUGCGAAUUUGAUCAGGAACAUAGCUCAGUCCUUGAAAGUAUGAUCAUUGAUCAAAUCGCCGAGAAAUGUUUGUCAUCGGCUUUAAGGAAGAAGAUUUUGGAAAAAGAUCGUUCUCUAAGUGAGGUUGUGGCCAUCGGUAAAACCAUCGAAGAUGUCGAGGCUCAAUGCAAGGAACUAAACUGCUCAGACUAUACAACCAAAUCUACAGGGGAAAUUAACAAAGUAGGCCCACAGGUUCAUCGCUUUCCUCGAAAUGAAUCCCCUCGAUUUUCUCAGAAAGAUCAACUCAAUGGAAUGAACAUGUCCGGUUCCAAGGGUCGAUCUAAUUGGAAUUACUGGAAGAACGACAAAUUCCGUUGGACAAAUCCAAGGCAAUUACAACAGGCAAAUGAUACUCGGAUCUGUUUUGGCUGCGGUCGCCGUGGUCACGUUAAAGAUAGUUCGGAGUGUGUUGCAAAGCAGGCGCAAUGUUUGAAAUGCAAGCGUAUAGGGCAUUUUGCGAAGUGGUGUACGAAACGAUCUAACGAAGAGUCAGUACAUGCACCUCCGGCAAAAAGGAUCAAAGCCGUUUACAAGGAUGACGGCCAUGAAAAGGACAAGGAAGAAGAUAUUUGCUACAUUAUGGGUCAAAACGUGUUUCGCUUCAAGAUCGGAGGGGUAGAGAUUCCGAUGGCGAUUGAUUCUGGUGCAGCAGCUAAUGUGGUACAUGCUGCAGCUUGGGAAAAAUUAAAGUCGGCUAGUGCAAAAGUAAAGUAUCAACCUCAAGUCGAUCGGCUGUUUAAGGCAUACGGGUCAAAGAAUCCACUGAAGAUGAUGGGAAUGUUCAAAGCUAAAAUUGAAGCGGGAGGUAACUGUACGGAGGCUGUAUUUUAUAUUGCUCAAGACGGUAAACAGUGUUUACUAGGUGAUGAGACGGCAAAGAAGUUAAAAGUAUUGAAGAUUGGGUUUCAAGUUGCAGAGAUUAGCGAAAAUAACCCUAUGUUUCCGAAAAUGAGAGGCAUCUUGAUUGAGAUACCAAUUGAUCCAAACGUCAAGCCAGUGCAACAGCCGUAUAGGCGCGUACCUUUCUCAAUAGAAGAAAAAGUGGCUCACAAGCUGAGAUAUCUAUUGGAUAAAGACAUUAUUGAACGUGUACAAGAGCCAUCGGCGUGGGUGUCACCAAUAGUUCCGGUAUUGAAAGAUUCCGGGGAGAUUCGCUUGUGUGUCGAUAUGCGACGGGCAAAUCAAGCUGUCUUGAGAGAAACUCAUCCACUUCCCAUAAUCGAGGAGAUGUUUGGUUCAAUAAACGGAGCUGUUCGAUUUUCCAAGGUCGACAUAAAGGACGCUUAUCAUCAGGUAGAGAUUUCGAAGCGGUCCAGAGAAAUAACAACGUUUAUAACUAAACAGGGUUUGUUCAGAUACAAACGCCUUAUGUUUGGUAUAAGCUGUGCGCCAGAACUCUUCCAAAAGGUGAUUGAAUGCAUCGUAGCCGGACUAGAUGGAGUGGUGGUCUAUCUAGAUGAUGUUAUGGUUUUCGGUCGAAGUCAGAAAGAACAUGAUGAAAGGUUGGAUGCUCUGCUCUAUAGACUAAAAAAAUAUGAGAUCCUACUGAAUAAGGAUAAAUGUGUUUAUAAUGUGGAUCGUUUGGAGUUUUUAGGUCACGAACUUUCAGGCAAUGGAAUUCGACCUACGGAAAGCAGAAUCACAGCUAUUGAAAAUUUCCGCAAGCCUUCAAAUGUCUCGGAGCUCCGGAGUUAUUUGGGUUUAAUCACUUAUGUCGCUCGUUUCAUUCCUCAGCUGGCAGAGAAGACGGCAUCUCUGAGACAGUUACUGAAGUCUGGAGAAAAGUUUAUCUGGAAUCAUGUACAUGAUCAUGCGUUCGAACAAAUUAAAUCUGCGGUUUGUUCUGCAACUUUUCUUGGAUAUUUCAACCCAAAGAAUACAAGCAUCGUCAUAACCGAUGCAAGCCCAACAGGAAUAGGUGCAGUGUUGCUACAGCAGGAUACGAACGGAGUAAGACGGAUCAUAAGCUUUGCAAGCAAGGCUCUUACAGAAAUAGAGCGUAAAUAUUUCCAGACAGAGCGAGAAGCUUUGGGUAUUGUUUGGGCAGUAGAAAAGUUCAGAUUAUAUCUUCUUGGUACAAAGUUCAUACUUGUCACAGAUUGCAAACCUCUUCUUUUCUUAUUUAAAGAACGGUCUAAGCCAUGUGCUAGAAUUGAGAGAUGGGUUUUGCGCCUGCAAGCCUAUAAAUUUGAGGUCGUAUAUAAACCGGGAAAAGAAAACCUCGCAGACGCCAUUUCUAGGUUAUCUGUAACUCAAGCAGUUAAUUUCGAUGUGGACGGAGAAGCCUGUAUAUAUCAUCUGGCACAGGCCAACAUUCCAGAAGCAAUUUCUUUGGAAGAAGUCGAAGAUGCAUCUUCGAAAGAUGAAACUAUUCAGGCUGUUUUCCAGAGUCUUGAAACUAACACAUGGGAUGAAUGCAUGAAGGAAUACAAGCUAGUUCGGUUCGAAUUGUGUAGAUCUGGGAACAUCCUGCUGCGAGGCGAUCGUUUGGUCAUCCCUCAAGUAUUACAAUCUCGUACGAUAGAAAUUGCGCAUGAGUCUCACCCAGGCAUUGUAGUGAUGAAACGGCGCCUCCGACAAAAAGUGUGGUGGCCUCACAUUGAUAAACAUGUAGAAGAUUUUGUGAGAAAAUGCAAGGGGUGUACACUAGUCUCAAUGCCCGAUCCGCCAGAGCCUCUAGUACGAACAGAACUCCCGAAUAGGGCAUGGGCACAUAUUGCUGCUGAUUUCGUAGGACCACUACCGUCUGGUCACAAUCUACUAGUAUUUGUUGAUUAUUGUAGCAGAUUCACUGAAGUUAUCAUCAUGAAACAAAUAACUGCUACUCUAACUGUCAAAGCACUUCAUGAAACAUUUUGCCGAUUUGGCAUGCCCGACUCAUUGAAAACCGACAAUGGACCUCAGUUCAUUAGUGCCGAGAUGCAAAGAUUCUGUACACAGUUUGGAAUCGAGCACCGAAAAACAACUCCAUACUGGCCUCAAGCGAAUGGGGAAGUAGAGCGAAUUAACCGUUCCAUUGGGAAAAGGCUUAAAAUAAGUCAGGAAACCGAAGGUUCCGAUUGGAAAUGGGACUUGAGGAUGUUUAUACUAAUGCAUAACUCAACUCCACACUCUACGACAGCGAUAGCACCAUCAUCAAUUAUGUUUGGUAGAGUUUUAAAGGAUAAACUUCCAUCUAUGAUUUGGAAGCAUGACAUCAUCCUUGAAGAAAUUCGUGACCGAGACAAUAUGAGAAAAAGUAAGGAGGCCGAAUAUGCAGACAAACGUCGAGGAGCAAGGCCAAGUGAAAUUACAGUCGGUGACACAGUGGUUGUGAAGAGGAUUCUUAAAGAAAAUAAACUGUCCACUAACUUCGACCCGGAAGAAUACUGGGUUAAGGCUAAGAGAGGAGCUGAUGUCACACUGGAAUCAAAAGAGUCAGGACGCAUAUUUCACAGAAACGUAUCGCACAUGAAGAAGUUAUUCUCGGGUGAUACACAAGGACAAAACAAAAUAAGUAAGAAUACAGAAGACACGAAUCUAAACAAUGACGAUUUUGUAACGGUAGACGAAAAACAGUUGGAACUGGAAGAGGAGACGAAUACGAACACCAUGGAGCGUCCCAGACGAAACCACAAGCGACCAGAAUACCUAAGCGAUUAUAAUAUUGAAAAGAUAUCGGAAUAUUUAAACACAAAACACUAG